AUGGACCAAGCACCAUUUGGUUGUCAGCCUUUACGGCAGCAGUUAAUUUCGUUACAACAUGGGCUAUUCUUGGUGGAGAGGAUUGGUAGAAGAGCGCUAACACUUGGCAGUCUUAUAGGGGCAAUUGUGAGUCUAGCUUGGUUAGCCAUUGGGUUUCAACUCUCUGCAAUGAACACGACUCCUAUUACGCUAAGAGAACAGACUGCAACGAUUUCCAAAUGUCAAACAUAUUUAGACUGUAAUUCAUGCAUGCGGGACUUAAACUGUGGCUACUGUUACAUUGACUCUGACAAUGGACCAGAAAAUGGGACGUGCUUGAGAGCAAACUAUGAUGAGCCUUUUAAGGCUGUAGCUGGUCGGUGUAACGAUACUCAUUUAGAAGGAGAUCUUACGUGGGCUUAUGACUACUGUCCUACAAAGUUUUACUGGAUGCCAAUGAUAGGCCUGGUUGCUUACCUCAUGUUCUUUGCUCCAGGUAUGGGACCAAUGCCUUGGACAAUCAAUUCAGAAAUUUACCCUUCCUGGGCUAGAAGCGCGGGCAAUGCGGCGUCCACAUUCACAAACUGGACAGUUAACCUCGCCAUGUCUAUGUCUUUUUUAAGCUUAACUCAAGCACUCACACGGUUUGGCACAUUUUGGCUGUAUAGCGGACUUGCUUUAAUUGGCCUUAUUGUGUUGGUGUUAUUCCUACCUGAAACCAAAGGAAAAACUCUUGAAGAAGUGGAAGGUUUGUUUGCAAGACCUUGGUGUGGUACAGGCCCCAAAAUUGACUAUAACGUGGAAAAUAUACAGUAUGUUCACAUACGUGGACUAAAUAGAGACGGCAGGGAGUCUGAAAUUGAUUCACCAGACUGAGAAUGUUUGAGCAGCUCUGUUAUUGCAUUAACCGUUAUGGAAAGUACAAUAUCUUGAUUGAUGAGAUGAGAAAGACCAAAGGCAUCACAAACCGCUAUCAAAAAAAAUCGUUGGAUUUUGCGAUCGUAGAUGAAAGAUGUAGAUGAAAUAUAAUCACUGUGAAUUUAUGAGACAAGUGUAAAUGACAUAACUAGAAAUUAAUUGAAACAAAUCACGUGAUACAGGAAUAACAGAACAAGUUUAAACAAUUUCCCACCCCUUUUCAAUUGGUGCACCUGAAAAACAAGAAAUGCAUUUAUUUAAUCUAAAUUCAGCAUUUUUAUUUCUAUAAAUUUCAUGUAAUAAAUAUACUAGAGCCUUUAACUAAUUUACAAUUGUUAAUUAGUAGGCAUGUUGUCAUUAUCAAAUUGAAAAUUGUAAAUAA
This is a messenger RNA of Saccostrea cuccullata (small rock oyster), 1279 nucleotides long. RefSeq names its product proton myo-inositol cotransporter-like. The record is from RefSeq and is a predicted model, not a curated record. NCBI's taxonomy places the organism in Eukaryota, Metazoa, Mollusca, Bivalvia, Ostreida, Ostreidae. Gene Ontology annotation, biological process: transmembrane transport; myo-inositol transport. Gene Ontology annotation, cellular component: apical plasma membrane. The coding region runs from base 1 to 855 and encodes 284 amino acids. Gene Ontology annotation, molecular function: myo-inositol:proton symporter activity. The transcript has 5 exons.